UUGUCCCUUGGCGGGUGCCGUGGUGCAGCGCAGCGCGUUGCUGUGGAGACGAGCUGGGCCUUUGGUGUGGGCUGUCGUGCGCGCUGAGUGGACGCUGCUUUUCGGCUAACUGCUGUGGCCCCCGCGUGAUCGCGGGGUGGGUAACCGGACCCUCGUCCGAGGCUCCGGGCGCGGUGGCUUCCUGAACGAACUUGCACUCCUGCCCGCGGGAGAGAGUGUUCCAUGGACACAGCCUAAGAGAAAAAUGCAGCUUUUAUGCCUCACUGGCCGCUGACCUAACGGCCUGAUGACAGCACCCCCAGGCACCUUCCCGGUUCAGUUCCGGCAGCCCUCGGUCAGCGGCCUCUCGCAGAUCACCAGCAGCCUGUAUAUCAGUAGUGGGGUGGCCGCCAACAACAAGCUCGUGCUCUCCAGCAACCAGAUCACCACAGUCAUCAACGUCUCGGUGGAGGUGGUGAACACACUCUACGAGGACAUCCAGUAUGUGCAGGUGCCUGUGGCAGACACACCCGUCUCGCGUCUCUGUGACUUCUUUGACUCCAUUGCCGACCACAUUCACAGUGUGGAGAAGAAGCAGGGCCGCACACUGCUUCACUGCGCGGCCGGCGUGAGCCGUUCGGCCGCCCUCUGCCUCGCCUACCUCAUGAAGUACCACGCCAUGUCCCUGCUGGACGCCCACAAGUGGACCAAGUCAUGCCGGCCCAUCAUCCGGCCCAACAACGGCUUUUGGGAGCAGCUCAUCCACUAUGAGUUCCAGCUGUUUGGCAAGAACACCGUGCGCAUGGUCAGCUCCCCUCUGGGAAUGAUCCCUGACAUCUACGAGAAGGAGGUCCGUUUGAUGAUUCCACUGUGAGCCACGCCGCCAGCCUCUGCACCGGGGUCAGAGGUGCAGAUCUGCCG
Messenger RNA from Rhinolophus ferrumequinum (greater horseshoe bat), 900 nucleotides. RefSeq names its product dual specificity phosphatase 18 (gene DUSP18). The record is from RefSeq and is a predicted model, not a curated record. Gene Ontology annotation, molecular function: MAP kinase tyrosine/serine/threonine phosphatase activity. NCBI's taxonomy places the organism in Eukaryota, Metazoa, Chordata, Mammalia, Chiroptera, Rhinolophidae. The coding region runs from base 287 to 853 and encodes 188 amino acids. The transcript is spliced from 3 exons. Gene Ontology annotation, biological process: protein dephosphorylation.